UUACAUCCCAACCUUUAUCAUUCUACAAUAGCUCUUCCCCCGUACCCACCAUCUACGUCGAUUUUAGUCCCCCAGACUCCCCCUUUGCUGCGCUUCCCCAUCAAAACAGCGCAACCCCUAGUGCUUCCGCGAGUCGUCUAGACACUCCCAAUAUCCGGCCAAUCCAAAUCUAAGGUUUUCUCAAAUUCUUUCACGACUUUCAUAAUGGCUGCCUCCGAACAACCCUACGACCCCUAUAUCCCCUCCGGCUCCGCUGGAACCCCCGCUGCCACCGGUCAGAAUGGCAACCAGCGAACCGCCGCUUUGCAAGCACAAAUUGAUGAUACCGUGGGUGUGAUGCGCGAGAACAUCAACAAGGUCUCCCAACGUGGCGAGAACUUAGAUUCUCUCCAGGACAAGACCGACAACCUCGCCGUCUCGGCCCAGGGUUUCCGCCGAGGCGCCAAUCGCGUGCGCAAAGACAUGUGGUGGAAGGACAUGAAGAUGCGCGUGUGUCUGGUCAUCUGCGUGAUUGUUCUUCUCAUUGUCAUUAUUGUGCCGUCUGUGGUUGCCACCAAGCACUAAGCACCUCAACAGUGCGCAACUUACGACUUCUCUUUGGACAUGGGAUCUUGAAUUUUACUGGGCUUACUGUUGUUGGGGCCGUGUGGCCUUUUCCGUUUUCUUCGCAGCCGCUAAUACCUCCUGCUGUUUUUUUCUGGGCGUGUUUUCAAUGACCAAAUCCUCUUUGACUUUUCCAUGUAACGAAACGAGAUCAUCCGAUUUUGGGUUGUGUCGCUACAUGCGACCCGGUCGACGGGUGAAGAUGUACAUGUUACUUCCAUGACGCCGUGUUUAAGUAUGCUUACCACAUUGCCAUUCGGGUGCUCUCUCACUACAAUGAAUCUCCCUUAUUGUGCCUUUACA
Messenger RNA from Penicillium hordei, 906 nucleotides. Its product is annotated as SNAP receptor SNC2. The coding region runs from base 205 to 564 and encodes 119 amino acids. Lineage: Eukaryota; Fungi; Ascomycota; Eurotiomycetes; Eurotiales; Aspergillaceae. The transcript has 3 exons. Gene Ontology annotation, molecular function: SNAP receptor activity; syntaxin binding. The record is from RefSeq and is a predicted model, not a curated record. Gene Ontology annotation, biological process: vesicle-mediated transport; vesicle fusion. Gene Ontology annotation, cellular component: SNARE complex; plasma membrane.